AUGCUGCCGCUGCUGCUGUCCCUGCUGUGGGCAGGGUCCCUGGCUCAGGACAGCAGAUACCGGCUGGAAGUGCAGGAGUCCGUGACGGUGCAGGAGGGCCUGUGUGUCCGCGUGCCCUGCUCCUUCUACGUUCCCUGGGACACCAGGGACAACUCUGUCCCAGCUUUCGGCUACUGGUUCCAGGACGGGGCCAAUGUGAAGCUGGCUGCCCCUGUGGCCACAAACAACCGACAUCGUAAAGUUCAGGAAGAGACCCAAGGCCGAUUCCACCUCCUAGGGGACCAUGGAAACAAUUGCUCCCUGGACAUCAGAGACGCCAGGAGGAGGGAUCAAGGUUCAUAUUUUUUUCGUGUGGAAAGAGGAAAGGCAUUAUGGAGUUAUAAGUCUAACAAGCUCUCCUUGCAUGUGACGGCGAGUAAUGACGUCGACAGCAGAUACCGGCUGGAAGUGCAGCAGUCCGUGACGGUGCAGGAGGGCCUGUGUGUCCGCGUGCCCUGCUCCUUCUACUAUCACUGGGAAUACACGGACAACUCUGCCCCAGUUUUCGGCUACUGGUUCCCGGAAGGGGCCGAUGUGAAGCUGGAUGCCCCUGUGGCCACAAACAACCGACAUCGUAAAGUUCAGAAAGAGACCCAAGGCCGAUUCAACCUCCUAGGGGACCAUGGAAACAAUUGCUCCCUGGACAUCAGAGACGCCAGGAGGAGGGAUCAAGGUUCAUAUUUUUUUCGUGUGGAAAGAGGAACGACAUUAUGGAGUUAUAAGCAUAACACGCUCUCCUUGCAUGUGACGGCCCUGAACCACACACCCCACAUCCUCAUUCCUGCGACGCUGGAGGCGGGCCGCCCCGGGAAUCUGACCUGCUCUGUGCCCUGGGCCUGUGAGCAGGGCGCGCCCCCCAUCUUCUCCUGGACGUCAGCCGCCCUCACCUCCCUGGGCCCCAGGACCCACCUGUCCUCAGUGCUCACCAUCAUCCCACAGCCCCAGGACAAUGGCACCAAUGUCACCUGUCAGGUGAAGUUCCCCGCAAGCGGUGUGAUCGUGGAGAGGACCAUCCAGCUCAGCGUCACCUGUGCUCCACAGAGCCCAGCAAGAGGUGUGUGCUCAGGAGAUGGCACAGGAAACUCGGGGAUCAGGGCAGGAGUGAUUGAGGGGGCCCUUGGGGGAGCUGGUGUCACCACGCUGCUUGUUCUCUGCCUGUGCCUCAUCUUCUUCACAGUGAAGACCUACAGGAAGAGAGCAGCCAGGACUGCAGUGGGUAUGGAGGACAUCCACCCUGUCAUCGGACCAACUUCCCUGGAUCACCGGGAAGAGUCCAAGUUAGAGGAUCCUCCUGACCCCACCAGCUCGGCAGGGGCCACCCCCACCUCGGGGAUGGAGGAAGAGCUGCAUUACGCCUCCCUCAGCUUCCAUGGGAUGCGUCAUCCUCAGGAGAGCGCCCACUCAGAAUACACGGAGAUCAGGACCAAGUGA
Globicephala melas (long-finned pilot whale) is the source of this 1470-nucleotide messenger RNA. Its product is annotated as myeloid cell surface antigen CD33-like. Gene Ontology annotation, cellular component: plasma membrane. Gene Ontology annotation, molecular function: sialic acid binding. NCBI's taxonomy places the organism in Eukaryota, Metazoa, Chordata, Mammalia, Artiodactyla, Delphinidae. The record is from RefSeq and is a predicted model, not a curated record. Gene Ontology annotation, biological process: cell adhesion.